Messenger RNA from Impatiens glandulifera, 660 nucleotides. Its product is annotated as calcium-binding protein PBP1-like. Gene Ontology annotation, molecular function: calcium ion binding. The transcript has a single exon. NCBI's taxonomy places the organism in Eukaryota, Viridiplantae, Streptophyta, Magnoliopsida, Ericales, Balsaminaceae. The record is from RefSeq and is a predicted model, not a curated record. Bases 64 to 438 code for a protein of 124 amino acids.
CUCCUUCUAGCUCACAACAACUCUCUCCAAUUGAGAAAAAGAUUAAAGCUUGAAUCUUUAAACAUGGCUUUGAGUUUGAUGAUGGAAGACCCACUUUGCCAAUUUGAAGAUUACUUCCCUUCAAUGAUUCAAAUGAUGGGUGCAGAGGAAUUCAUGAGAGAACUCUGUUAUGGGUUUUGUCUUUUGAUGGAUAUUGAGAAAGGUUUAAUAACAUUUGAGAGCUUGAAGAUGAAUAGUGUUGUAUUGGGUUUGGAAGAUAUGAGAGAUGAUGAUAUUAUUUGUAUGUUGGCUGAAGGAGAUUUGGAUGGAGAUGGAGCUCUUAAUCAAAUGGAGUUUUGCAUUCUUAUGUGUAGAUUGACUCCUGGACUUAUUGAUGAUCAUCAUCAUCAUCAUUCCAAAUCAUCAUCUAUGGAUAUUGAUAAUCAAUUUGUCUAUUGAACAUAUAAGAAUGAUAAUGAUAAUGAUAAUAAUAAUAAUAAUAAUGAUAGUGUUCUCUCCCAAUGGUUGGGAUUUAAGCUAAUAAAUGUCUUUUUGUUUGAUUUAAUAAUUUGUAAUCUUUCCCCAUUGUUGAAUGAGCUUGAUAGAUAGCUUAAUCAAUCUAUUUCAUGUAUAUUGUAAUCAAUUUGUGGAAUAAUUAUCAUUUAGUGGUUCAUCUCUUCA